Molecule: messenger RNA, 1125 nt
Organism: Nelumbo nucifera (sacred lotus)
Lineage: Eukaryota; Viridiplantae; Streptophyta; Magnoliopsida; Proteales; Nelumbonaceae
Product: ATP synthase delta chain, chloroplastic
Biological process (GO): proton motive force-driven ATP synthesis
Molecular function (GO): proton-transporting ATP synthase activity, rotational mechanism
Source: RefSeq, a predicted model, not a curated record
UCUUAUCUUUUCUUUCCCUUGUGAAAACGCAGCUCCUCUCCAGUUUCCAUGGAUACCCUGUCGACCUCUGUUUCUAGUCUGAAGGCCCCUGGCCUUCCUACAACAGCUCCUCGUGAAACCUUUCACUUUAGAUCUCCUCAUACGCCUUUCCUUCUUCCUCACUACCACCACCUUUCCACCCACCGACCCAAUUCUACCUUUAAUAAACCCUCGCUUCCCUUUACUUCCAAGAGCUAUAAAUCCCCAUUCCUCCCUUCUUCUCAGCCCUCAUCAUUGAGAUCUCCAUCUCCAGUCGUCCACCGGAAAGCCGCUAGUGGUUAUGCAGCUGCCCUAAUGGACAGAGCCCGGUGCAGCAACGUCCUUGAGGCUGUGGAACAUGAUGUUCGAAGAUUUUCGAGGUUGUUUCAUAGUGAACAUCUUCGAGCUAUCUUGAACGAUCCAUUCGUGGACGACAAAACGAAAGGUGAAGAGGUGAAGCAAGUUGUCGAGAAGGGUAGAUUUCAGAAGCAUUUGGCGGUGCUGUUGAAGAUGAUGAUUGAGAAGAAUAAGAUGGGGAUGGUGAAUGAGGUAUUGCAGGAAUUCCAGAGGAUUUACGACGAGUUGAGUGGGACUCGGAUCGUCUUAGUUUCAUCGGCUAGGAAGAUGGAGGAAGAUCAAUUGUUUGGGAUAGCUAAAAGGGUGCAGAGUCUGAGUGGAGCCAUGAAAAUCAAGGUGAGGCAUUUGAUCGAUGAGAGUUUAUCUUCCUCUGCUCUAUAAACUUCACCAUCAAUUGGGUUCUUGCGCUUUUAAUCUAAGCCACAUGCACACUUGAUACUUGUGGUAGGAGGCUGAGGUUUUGAGGUUUGGAAUGUAGUUAAUGGAGGGAAGCAAGGACUACUGUGUGCUAAUGAAUUCAAUAUUAGCUAGAAUGCUUGAACUUAAUUCCCUGCUUCUCUAUGGUUUUCUUGGAGUUAACACACAUCAGUCUUAAAUAACAAGAGAACGCAGCUGUUGGUUCUCUGCUCUGGUUAGCCCCAAAGAUAGUGACCCUUGGAAUGUACUUGUAGCCUCCCAACCAUUUGAUGACUUAAAUAAUAAUGUAUUCAAUCAAACAAUUAAUUUAAUUCUAUACACUAGCAUUUGUCA